Closterium sp. Naga37s-1 is the source of this 1326-nucleotide messenger RNA. NCBI's taxonomy places the organism in Eukaryota, Viridiplantae, Streptophyta, Zygnematophyceae, Desmidiales, Closteriaceae. The record is from the annotation of a GenBank genome assembly.
AUGAUGAGCGCGGUACGCGAAUGCCCCAGCGAUCCGCUUUGCGCCGACGGCGGCGCGCGCGCCGUCUCGGGGGAAGCGGAGGGCGCUGACGUGUUCCGCGUGGUGAUUGUCGGCGCGGGGCCGGCGGGACUGGCGCUGGCGAAUUACCUGCUGGCACGUGGCGGCGGCAGGUUCCACGUCAGCGUGAUCGAGAAGGGCGAGGAUCCGCGCGCGGAGGUCGAAGAGGCGGCGGAGAUCGCGCGCCGGUACGCCAUGGGGCUGAGCAUUCGCGGGAUGCACUGCCUGAUGGCCAUUCCGGGGGUUAUGGACAAGGUGCAGCCAGUGCUGGUGAAUCCGCACGAGAUGGUCAUGCCUGCCUUCGGCCGCCUCGUCAGAUUCUCAAUGCCCAAGGACCCCCCUCAAGGCUUCGUCUCUCGCACGGACCUGUGUGCUUCUCUGCUUGACGCGCUUAUCGAGAGAGCCACUAAGGGGGACAAACCUGGAACCGCAGGUGAAGGGACUUCUGAUGCGGAUAAGGAGAAGGCUAGUGUUGAGGAGCAGAAACACCUGAAGAAACACCUGAAGAAACACCUGAGCAAACACGUGACGGUGUAUUUUGAGUCAAGGAUUGUGGAUGUGGAUAUGAAGGGCCAUGUGGUCACGGCUUCCGUGCCUUGCAGCAGGGGCUGUGAAGACAGCAACAACAGUGGUAGCAGCGGCAGCACCAGCAGCAGCAGUGGUGACAGCAGCAAUGGGGGUGGUGGCAGUGAUUUCGAGAACGUUCAGAUCAAAUAUGACCUUCUGGUGGGGGCGGACGGGGUGCGCUCCUAUGUGCGCAACCUCCUGGCUGCCCGCACAUGGGACUUCCCUGUGCACACCGACCGCGUGUAUCACGACUGGACAGUCGUUAACAUGCCUGUGCCGCCCUCCCUCACGCCCUCCUCGCUCUUCUUUGCUGCCAAGGUCCCCAACACAAAAAACAUCGGUGUGGUGGCAAUGCCGCAGGUGGGCGGCGAGAUGUGUCUGGUGUGGGGGUGGAAGUCCACGGACCCGCCCCUGGACUGGCUCUCCCUCGCCUCCCCGGCUGCUGCCAAGCGGUACCUCGAUGAGAGAUUGCCCUGGCUGAAUGUUCCCGAGGAAGCUGCGUGGAAUCUGCUGAAGCAGAAGCCACGGACCAGCAUGCAGGUGGGUCACUCUUCCUUUCUCGCCCUCUGCCCCUUUACCUCUUUUCUCGCUCUCCCACUCCACUCCACGCUCCCCUCCGUGGGGCACGGCUUCAAUUCCUCCGUCACACAUGCGCUCCCUGCUCGCCUCCCCCCCCCGGUCCCCCUACCCAUCCCCCAAUGA